Dioscorea cayenensis subsp. rotundata (Guinea yam) is the source of this 1688-nucleotide messenger RNA. RefSeq names its product bystin. Gene Ontology annotation, biological process: rRNA processing. Gene Ontology annotation, cellular component: preribosome, small subunit precursor; nucleolus; cytoplasm. The record is from RefSeq and is a predicted model, not a curated record. Gene Ontology annotation, molecular function: snoRNA binding. NCBI's taxonomy places the organism in Eukaryota, Viridiplantae, Streptophyta, Magnoliopsida, Dioscoreales, Dioscoreaceae.
UCAAAAUUCUCCUUUUUCUAUCUCGCGGUUCUUGAAACCCUAAUCGAAAAACCCUAGCAAUGGCGGGCAAGAAGAGGAAGGAGACGCAUCAGCAGCAUCGUCUGGCGCUUGACGCCGAUGAUGCCUCUAUAAUCUCGUCCAAGAAGCGAUCUCGAGCUCCCAAGCCACACCAAUCGGAAUCAAAGCUUGUUUCGUCGGAUUUGAGCUCGAAGAUCCUCAAAGAAGCUCUCAAGCAGCAGAAAGAGGUCCUUGAAGAGGAGGCUCAGCUUGAGAAGUCCUCAGUCUUCUCCGGCAUUACUGUUGAUAAGCUCAAUGAAGAGGGGAAGGAGGAGGAGGAGGAGGAUAUUGAUGAGUUUGAUGGGUUUUCUGAAACCCAGAGCCAGUUUGAUGGCUGGCAACAGGAAGAGAUCCCGGAGGAGGAUGAGAAGGUUCUGGCUGCCUUCAUGUCAGAGAAGGCUGGCCCAAUGCCUACUUUAGCUGAUCUCAUCAUAAGCAGGAUCAAGGAGAAGGAUGCCAUGGUCUCUUCUGAGGAAAGGCCUCUCCCUAAAUUGGACAAUAGCAUCAUAGAAUUGUAUAAAGGUGUUGGGAGGCUGAUGAGUAGGUACACAAUUGGGAAAAUCCCUAAGGCUUUUAAACAUAUUCCUUCACUAGAACUUUGGGAGGAUGUGCUAUAUUUGACGGAACCAGAAAAAUGGUCUCCGAAUGCCAUGUAUCAAGCAACACGGAUAUUCGCUUCAAAUUUAGGAGCUAGAAAGGUUCAGCGUUUCUAUAGCCUUGUUCUUCUCCCACGCAUAAGGGAGGAUAUUCAAAAGAACAAGAGACUUCAUUUUGUUCUAUAUCAAGCUUUGAAGAAGGCUCUUUAUAAACCAGCUGCUUUCUUCAAGGGUUUUCUACUACCGCUUUGUCAGUCAGGGACGUGCAACCUUCGUGAAGCAGUUAUUAUUGGGAGUAUUAUUCAGAAAGUCUCCAUUCCUCCCCUUCAUUCAAGUGCAGCAUUGAUGAAGCUGGCUGAAAUGGAUUAUUGUGGCACAACAAGUUAUUUCAUAAAGUUAUUUCUCGACAAGAAGUAUGCAUUGCCUUAUCGAGUCCUUGAUGCUGUUGUUGCACAUUUCAUCAAAUUUCUUGAGGAUACAAGGAUCAUGCCUGUAAUAUGGCAUCAAUCUCUUCUUGCCUUUGUGCAAAGAUACAAAAACGAACUGACAAAGGAGGAUAAGGAUAACCUCGAAAGGUUGAUUCAAUACCAGAAACACCACCUGGUUACACCAGAAAUUUUCCGAGAACUUAAGAACAGCCGUAAUCGUGGAGAAAAGGACGACGAUCUCAUGUCAAUAUCUUCUCCAAUCUCUGUUAUCAACAAACCAAUUGAAGAAGACCGAUGGAAUUUUCCCGGAGUUCCAAUGGAAGAGGAUUAAAUAAUAUAAUUCGGUGAAAUUUUUGUGCUUGGUUUCACCAAGGGAUUGAAUUGAUGAGGGCUAUCGGCUCUUACCAGCGUCGUUUGAAGAAGCUGUUUGUUGGUUGGAUUUAAGAGUUACAUUUUACAUCUUUUUGCCUUUUUGUGUUAUGAAUUCAAGUUGUAUACAUUAUAUUUGGGAGUGUAAUGUUCAGAAAUGACAGCAGCUCAAACAGUCAUGGCUUGUUCAUUGGAUUUGUUGUUUAUUGAAUUAAAUUGAGUGCCUCUUGGAUUUUAU